GGGGAAUUAUGGCAACCACUCGAGGCUCCCCAUGGGGUAAAUCCUCCGCAACGGCGCCCGCUGGCUAUGACGCGUGUGCCAGGUCGGGUGAGAUGCAAGCCCAAGCGAGGCGGACUCGCCGGGAACCCCACAUGCAGUCUUAGUGCCCUGAUGCAGUGGGUUGCUGCAGGUACUGAUGACCACUGUUUACUCCGUGAUUGAGCCGCGCCAAUCGCUGAGACGGCAGCAUCAAUAAUUCACCGUGUUUCCCGCUUCCAGAAUCGACAUGAAUUGUUCCAGAACCGAGGUGGAUAGAGCUGCAGCUGCCCAUAUAUUCAGCUCUCCCAGCCCGGUCUUGACAAUGGCUUCCUCUCCACGGCACGCCGACUCAGCACCCCAGCUCAGCCCCGUCAAAUCGUCACGAUGAAGUGGUCCACGCUCGUCCUCUCUCUCCUCCCGCUUGUCUCGGCUGCUCCUAAGAAGGAGCAGCAGCCGACGUUCGCCCAGAAUGUCGUCUACACGCCUCCCGAAAACUACACGGACCCGCGUGUGCUGUAUGCCCGGACGGCCCAGCUCAAGGAUGGCACCCUUCUCGCCACUUGGGAAAAUUACAGCCCGGAGCCGCCGAUGGUGUACUUCCCCAUCUACCAGUCCAAGGACGGUGGUCUGACGUGGAACGAGCUUUCCCGCGUCCAAGACACUGCGAAUGGUUUGGGCCUGCGCUACCAGCCGUUCCUUUACGUCCUGGAGAAGUCGUUCGCCGGCUUCCCCAAGGAUACCGUCCUUCUCGCCGGCAGCUCCAUCCCCACGGACCUCUCGAGCACCCAGAUCGACCUCUACGCCUCGACCAACAAGGGCAAGUCGUGGAAGUUCGUCUCGCAUAUCGCGGCCGGCGGCGAGGCCCGCCCCAAUCACGGGCUCACUCCGGUGUGGGAGCCCUUCCUGAUGCAAUAUAAAGACACCAUCAUCUGCUACUACUCGGACCAGCGCGAGAACGCGACGCACUCGCAGAAGAUGGUGCACCAGACGACCACGGACCUGCGCAACUGGGGCCCCGUCGUCGACGACGUCAAGUACCCGACCUACUGGGAACGGCCGGGGAUGCCCACCGUCGCCAGGCUGCCCAACGGCAAGUACAUCAUGACGUACGAGUACGGCGGCAGCCCGGUGCUCUCGGGCUACCAGUUCCCCGUCUUCUACAAGGUCGUCUCGGACCCGGAGAAGUUCGGCGCCGCCGAGGGCGUCGUACUCAAGACGACCGACGGCUACAUCCCGACGGGCUCGCCCUACGUCGUGUGGUCCCCCGUCGGCGGCGCCAACGGCACCAUCAUUGCCAGCGCCCACAGCUCUGGCGACGUCUACAUCAACACGGGCCUCGCCGAGCCCGGAACCCCUUGGAAGCGCGUGGCCACGCCCGAGGACAACGCCUACACGCGCCACCUGCGCGUGCUCAGCAAUGACCCGACCAAGUUGCUCAUCAUGGGCGCUGGCGAGCUGCCGCCGAGCACCACGAACAAGGUGACGGUAAGCGUCAUGGAUAUCAGCAAGCUGUGAGGGGUUGGUCUAAAGAUGAUGUGAUGACGUAUAGUAGAGGAGCGCGCAGUAUUAGUCAAUCCUCAUGUUCUGGAUAGACAAAUAAUCCGUAAUGGUAACUAUCUGGUUCUGAAAGCAAAUCAGUUUUGAUCUAUCCUCAACAAUUAACUGUAUCGCGAGAUCGAGUCGAGUUGGAAUGGCUGAGAUCUACCCCUAUUGUGACGUACUGUCUUGAGU
Parathielavia appendiculata is the source of this 1749-nucleotide messenger RNA. RefSeq names its product glycoside hydrolase family 93 protein. The record is from RefSeq and is a predicted model, not a curated record. NCBI's taxonomy places the organism in Eukaryota, Fungi, Ascomycota, Sordariomycetes, Sordariales, Chaetomiaceae. Bases 403 to 1533 code for a protein of 376 amino acids. The transcript is spliced from 2 exons.